This is a messenger RNA of Symbiodinium sp. CCMP2456, 234 nucleotides long. NCBI's taxonomy places the organism in Eukaryota, Dinophyceae, Suessiales, Symbiodiniaceae. The record is from the annotation of a GenBank genome assembly.
AUGUCGAUGCUGUGGCUGUGGGAAGGGUGUCGCACUCUGCAAGAAGUCACCGCAGAUCUGCUUCCAAGUUUCAGCUUCGGCGACCAUGAGGGCGAGCAUUUCUUCGAGAUCCUCAAAGUGUGCGCGCUGGACUUGCUGUCAGGUGCUGAUGACGGUCCCCUUUUCGGCCUUGGCCCACAAGCGGAGAAUUCUCAGGCUCAUGCGCAGCUUUGUGAUGUACCUGUGGCAGGAUAG